AUGGUUGAACAAAAAAAGGGACUGGAGGUGUCUGAACUCAAGAAACAGUUAGAAGUUGCUCGACAAAAGGGGAUUACUGUUCGGAAAUUGGUUGCAAUUAAUCCGGGCAACCCAACAGGGCUGAGGUUCUUGCUGAAGAAAACCAACGACAAAUUGUGGAAUUUUGCAAGAAAGAAGACAGAAGAUUCAUCCAUGGAUGAGUGCUUUAUUCAUGGUCUUAACAGGAGAAGUGGGAUCAACUUAAUUCAUAAUGUUGUUUACAAUUGUGGAUCAAAACACAUAAACUAUAGUGGCUUAUUGGAAAGGGGUGAUGAAAUGAUCUGUGCUGCAUCCGUCAGAUGGUCCAUAAUGGUCAACACAGAUGUUCAAAGAAUGAAAAUCGCAGAAGAGAAGACAAUUUCUGAACACCAGUUCCUAAACACGGAAUCGGAAUCCAAUUCCAUUCCGACCGUUCUAUCGGAUGCAAGAUAUGAAGUAAUGGAGAAGAUUUAUGCAGAAAUGCAAAAUUUGAGAGGAAAUUUAGAAUUAUCGUACAUUAUACUUUGA
Messenger RNA from Lactuca saligna, 546 nucleotides. The record is from the annotation of a GenBank genome assembly. NCBI's taxonomy places the organism in Eukaryota, Viridiplantae, Streptophyta, Magnoliopsida, Asterales, Asteraceae.